This is a messenger RNA of Micromonas commoda, 831 nucleotides long. RefSeq lists its product as hypothetical. The transcript has a single exon. The record is from RefSeq and is a predicted model, not a curated record. Lineage: Eukaryota; Viridiplantae; Chlorophyta; Mamiellophyceae; Mamiellales; Mamiellaceae. Bases 1 to 828 code for a protein of 275 amino acids. Gene Ontology annotation, molecular function: DNA binding.
AUGACGAGGAUGGUGGGGCUCCCGGCUAGGGACGAGGAAAUUGGGCAAGCCACGACUCCUCCUCAGGCGAAAUCCCGCCCCCACGGAGCCGGCGGCCGCAAGCGCGCGGCGCCGACGCACGACCCCCUCGACGAGACGCACGCGGACCCCCACGCGGUCGACGCCGCCGUCGCCCCGACCCCGACCCCGAUCACCCCGACCCCCACCAAGAAGCGGCGCAACACCAAGCCCUUCCGCAUCGAGAUCGGCCCGCCCAAGGAGGGCGAGGAGCGCGACGAGGUGAACAAGCCCAACGGCAGGUACAACAAGAACGGCGUGUGCUUUCACAAGGCGUCGGGCAAGUGGCGCGCCAUCGUCUACGUGGGCAAGCGGCAGGUCAGCCUCGGGUACUUCACCACCCAGGACGACGCGGAGAGGACCAUCGACAAUGCCCGCACGCACGGCUUGCCGAAGGGUUUCACCGGCCUCAGGGCGAUGCAGCAGCCCAAGCAGUCGGAGCACGCGGGGGUGAACUGGGACAAGCACACCAAGAAGUGGCUCGCGAGGGUGUACGAACCGAGCAGGAACGGCGCCAAGGGGAAGGAGCACAAGGUUGGGUACUUCCGCGAGGAACUCCAAGCGGUGCGAGCCAUCGAGGAGAAGCGGCGGGAGCUCGGGCUGCCGCCCCCGAGGGCGAAGAAGAAGGAAAGGGAAGGGUUCGUCGCGCGUGGCCCGGGGAUGAUACACGGGGACAUCUCGGACAUGGUGGACAUGGGGUCGCCCCCGGGACCUGCGGCGAGCGUGGCGUCGUCCGCGCCCCGGCGCCUGAACGAUCCACUCCCGCGGUGAUGA